Salvelinus sp. IW2-2015 is the source of this 2199-nucleotide messenger RNA. RefSeq names its product APAF1 interacting protein (gene apip). NCBI's taxonomy places the organism in Eukaryota, Metazoa, Chordata, Actinopteri, Salmoniformes, Salmonidae. The record is from RefSeq and is a predicted model, not a curated record. Gene Ontology annotation, molecular function: metal ion binding; methylthioribulose 1-phosphate dehydratase activity. Gene Ontology annotation, cellular component: cytoplasm.
GAUAAAACUGAAUUGUUCCAUGUAAACAUGUGGCGAAAAUAUGUAUUGUAUUUAAACGAUAUGUUGUUUUACAUUUCGUUGAGGAGGAAUAACGUCACAUGUGUUUGCAUGUUAAAGUAGAACCUGUUCGUUAGCGAGCUACCAGAGCCUAACGUUAGCUGGCUAUCUAGUUUGCUUUUUGGCCAGCCUGUUACAGUUGCGCUCUAGUGUAUUGGCACCCUUSUACGUUUAUUUUAAAUAAUUCAAUACGUCUUCAAAUAUAAGUUACAAUUAAAUAAAUAUAAAAAUAAACGUGUUCACACGUGUACUGUGGUAAGUUGCAGGUAUUUUUACAAGGUAAAAACAGCCAUUCAAAUAGUGUUGAAAAGAGAACAGGAUAUUCCGCUUCAUUAUAACGUUACCACUGUGAACAUGGUGAAGGGGAAAGAACUCUCUGAGGAUGUAAGGAAUUUGAUUAUAACCAAACAUGGACUUAAGCAAGGUUACAAGUCCAUCUCCCGAGACCUUGGGAUUGCUGUUUCCACAGUUCGUAAUGUUAUCAGGAAGCAUGCUGUCCAUGGAGUUGUAAUCAACCUCCCAGGACGUGGUCGUAAGAAGAAUCUGGUUCCACCGGUUGAAAAKGCAGAUCGUUCUGCAUCUAUCCAAAAUAAAAUGACAUCUGUUUGUGAUGCCACCAAUGAAGACAAGGAGAAUGGUUCAGAGUCGACGGAGUGUCAGGACAAGGAACAUCCACGGGUUCUCAUCCCAGAGUUGUGUCGUCUUUUCUACCAACUCGGCUGGGUUACUGGGACAGGAGGAGGGCUAAGUUUGAGACGUGGAGAUCAGAUCUAUAUCGCCCCAUCUGGAGUCCAGAAGGAGAGACUACAGCCAGAUGAACAUGUUUGUCUGAUGUGGAAGAGAGACAUCAGCUCCCCACCCCCCUUGAAGAAGCUGAGAAGAGCCAUUGUGAGCUCUCUGUUCAUAAAUGCCUUCACUAUGAGAGCGGCGCAGGCCGUCAUCCACACCCACUCCAAGGCUGCCGUCAUGCAACUCUGUUGUAUCCUGCAAGAGUUCCGCAUAACUCACCAGGAGAUGAAAGGAAUUCGCAAGGGCACCUCCAGCACCAACUACAGAUAUGAUGAAAUGCUUGUCCCCAUCAUUGAGAACACCCCGGAGGACGACCUGAAGGAGCGCAUGGCGCUGGCCAUGGAGCAAUACCCAGACUCCUGUGCGGUCCUCGUCCGGCGUCACGGCGUCUACGUGUGGGGGGAGUCCUGGGAGAAAGCAAAGACCAUGUGUGAAUGUUAUGACUACCUAUUUGACAUCGCCGUCCAAAUGAAGCAGAGCGGAAUGGACCCUUCAGCACCACCCAUUGAAGAGAACCAUUACUACGAUGUCCAACAAUCCCAAUAAAUGGAGGCAAACAAUCAUGGCCUAAAAUUAACACUUGCCAAAUGUGUAUUUUCCUCCAGCCGUGUCGCCGGGUGGUCAGGACUCCACAGUGCUCCAAGUAUUUCACUCGCAUUUUGUGAAUAUAAAAAGUGAAGUUUGAUCACAUUUAUAGUAACAUAUAUGCUGCAGUAGCUGUUUUCAAAAUAUAUCUGCCAUUUUUGUUUCAUAGCUGGUAAUAUAUAGCCUGUUCCACCUCGCUCUGCAACACAGCCUGGCUGUGGGCUGUGCGCACKUGAAGAGCUGAGUGAAAGAUUACAUUUUUAGAAGCGCUGUGCACCGGCAUAAAAGUUGGUCUAAUUUACUUGAAAAGAAAGUCUACUGAAGUGAAACCCUGUCCUUGUGUUUCUUGGCUAUUUACAUUGUCUUUUUUUUUAGCUUGUGAACAAAACUGACUGGCUGUUGUCAAAUUGACUGGGCCUGAGCCACACACGAACCCAUUGUGCUACAGCCACAGGCUUUAUUUGACGAGAUUUGCUGGCCUCAAAAAUAUGACAUGUAGCUCCUUUUUAAAAUUCUUUGUGGUGUAAGUUUAACUCAUCUCUUUUUAAAGCAAGACCUAUAGGGGCGGUUGGUGUGUCAUAUCGCACAAACGCCUGUCUGCACUUAUAGAGUUCAAAUUUAGCGGGAGUCAACUCGGGUUAUUGUCUUGCAUACUGCAAGUCAAACAGCCUGACAGAUGUGGAUUGGUCUCAGGCGAACAGAUGUUCACAUAAUAAAGGACAACAUGAAUCAUGUCUGAUCAAUAAAGAUGAGGGUUAAAGUGUGCAA